GCGCAGCUCGAGCUUGCGGACACAAAUCGGCCGCAAUAGAUAUUGCCAAGGCACAAACGAGGCGCGAGGGGGGGCAAUAGGCUGCGAGCCAUCUACUCCCGCAGUUUGGGCGAGCCCUGCCCGAGAGAGGCGGAGUAAUCCUCUCUACACGCCUUGCCUCUGCAAAGGCAAAAAACCAGGCCGCGCGAACCAAGAGACGACGCGGCCGCACAAAAUAAAAUGCCAAGCCCGCCAGCAAGCCCGCGAACAAGCCCGCGAAAGGCCACGCCGCCGGCCCAAAACCGAAGGAGCGAAGCGUUCGAGAUCCGCACCUUGGCGGCCGGGUUGAGCGCUCUGGUCCUCCUCCUCACCGUCGACCUGGAACGAGACGUGACACGAAACAACAGAGAAGCAGCUAGACUACGCUUGGCCGUGGCCGCAUUAGCGUCGGCCUGGGCGCCGAUGCUUACGUUAGUUGCGGGCCACUACGCCCACCCUUUACACUGGAAGUACGUCCAGCCCUUCGCGGGCGGCGCGGGCUUCGUCGUCAUGCAGGCGGCCGGCUGGAUGCUCCACGCGUCGACGCUGUGUGCUUUCUUGGUGUCGUUCAUGAACUUCGACAGGGCUCUGCUGGCGCCGCCGGGCGCCGCGCUCGUAUUGGGCGCGGCGGCGGCGACGGCGCAGCUCACGCUCAAUGUGAGCAUAGACCGCUUUCGAGCGACGACCCAAGAAACUUUAGCACAUGGCGAGAAGAACUCGGCACUGUCGGCGCUGUCGGGCAUGCUCGUCGGCGCGGCCGUCGCUCUGUCAGCUCUGGCGGACCGGACGCUCUCUAUAUCUCUUGGUAAAAGAGCAGCACCAGCAUUAGUGAUUUCGGCCUGCGGCUGUCUGGGACUAGCGGCUCUCACGACGCACGCGGUGCACGGGCCCUUGGUGAGAAAACACUACGCGCCGUGGAUGCCGUUUCGAGGCGGCCCGCGCUUCGUUUUGCUGCACGCCUGCGCCUGGACUUUAGUCGGUGUCCUCUGCGACGUGCUAUUGGCGGUCGGGCCGACGUCGGUGGCCUAUGUAAAAGGAGGGCCUUUAGCCAUGUGUAGUGUGGGCGGCGUGGCUAAUGCGGCCCUGAUGUCGUCGUUAGAUUACUUUGAUGGGUCGCAGCAAGUCAAGGCGAGCAUGGAAACGCCGUCGUCGUUAGUUGUAGCAAGGUUGUUUAUCUUAUGUGCGUUGAUAGGCUACUACACGCCCGUCUUCCCGGACGAGUGGAUCAUGGGCACAGGCGCGCCCGCGGCGUAUGUGACGGCUACACUAUUGGCCCAUGCGGCUCCCGUAUUGGCGCAUGUGGGCGCGUCCCGAAAUAUAGCGCACUACCGCCUGUUCAUGGUCGGGGAAGGAGGCUCUACUUUCGUCAUCACGCAAGGUUGUGGGUGGAUGAUGUACGCCUUUUCUCUGCUGUUUUCCGGUGCUACGGUCGUGACCAAAAACACGGCCCUGGGCACCUUCGCCUCGCCCCUCGCCGUGAUCUCUGCUGGUGUGUUAGUAGCCUCCGUGUCGUUGUUUGAGCACACUCAGGAUGAGUCAGAGGAGCAGCCGCGGGAGCUCUGGCAUGUUAAGUGUGCUGCGUCUGCCUUUGAUGAUUUAGAUGCUGCCGCGGAAGACUUGUAUGUUUUAAGGGAGACGGCGAAGACGCCCGCCAGUCGCGCCCUACUGAGAGCCGCGGCCCAAGCGUUAGAAAGUGCCGCAGCGGAAAGAAGGACGGCGAUGACCACAGACGAAGAAGACGAGCCCGUGGCGCUGGGGUGUUCCUUGGACGCGGACGGUGGUAUCAUGCGACGGAGGAAACAACGUCAUGCAUUGCUCGUGAAAGCACUACCGAUAGUAGCGGCUCCGUCCGCAACAGCCUUAGGAGCGCUCUUACUACAUGCGGCGGAGCACACGCGCGGGCACUACGCGCCUCUCUUAGCUGUUUGUGCCUUACUAUCGACAUUGUUCGCCGCACCCUUACAAUUCAUGAACAAGCGCGCGCAGCCGUUCGCGCACACGGCGUCGCUGGCCGCGUGGUCGUUUGCGGUGUUAGCGGCGUUAUUAGCUGUGUUAAGGCCGCGGGAAGGUAGUAUGCCUUUGGCGGCCUGCGGCUGGGUCGGCGUCUUCCUGCAAGGGUUAGCUUUGGCGCUCGGCGGUGGUACUCCAGUACAUAAGCGGUCCUCGUCGAAGUACCUGCGGAAGCUCGAGUCGUUAUCCGUUGAUACGCGUUCUACCGGUACUGUGUUAGAUGCCCCGGAGGACGUCUGGCAGCGCAUCGAGCGCCAUCUCGUGUCGCGCGAUCUAGGUGCAUUAGCCUCUACUGCGAAAGCGCCGCAGUGGUGCAGCGCCUACACCACUCCCCAGAGAUGGAGGAAACGAUUAAAACAGCUGGCCGCCGUCGAGCCGUGUGCGCAGCAGGACGUCGCCAUUGUGUCACCUCGAGCGGGUCUGCCUCCUCGAAGACAUAAAGAUAGAGGCACGCUGGACUGGAAGUUCGCGUGCUACUUGCGGGAUAGAGGAGCGCCGUUAUUACGAUGCUGCCGGUGCGGCGACGUCGACGCGAUCGCGAACCUCGAAGAUAUCCGGCUCGCGCCGUGCGCGCGCUGCGGCCGCGCGUCGGCGGCUCAUAGAAGGUGCCUCGAGAAGAAUAUCGUAAGGCCCGUCUUGGGCUCUGAUGUAAGAGAUGAGGACGUCGGAAGCUGCCCGGCGUGCGGGACGGCCUUAGACGCCGGGACGCGGACGCCUUGUGACGUGACGGAAUUUGGAGCGUGCGUCUGGCACGACGGUCCUAGACUACGGCGCGCCGUGUUGCGGGUCUGCGCCGACGCUUUACUGGUGUAUGUGGCCUGUUCUAAGCUAAGGGCGUACGCCACGCAAGGUUUUGUGGAUCAGUGCGGGCGCGAGCCUGAUACACUACGUCCAAUAUUUGUGGUCUGGCUCACGCUGCAGGUCGCUUUGCUACGCGUCGUCCGGUCGGACGCGUACUCCGAGACGCUCAUGCACAUCUGGCAGCACCGCGGGUCCGUCGUGCGGUAUUUGGCGUUGUACGGCUUCCACGUCGUCGCGUUUGUAUUGAACAUGGUCGCCUUUCUGCCCUGGGGCGCGCCGCGGUGCGCCUCGGCGCCGCUUUUUGAGUGGGGCUCGUUCCUGAUGCUGGCGCUGGGGACGCUGGUCUCGGCCGCGUGCCUCGCGGCCUUCGAGCGCACGACGUACCUCGUGCUGACGGUCGCGGAUUUGGCGGAGUCGCCGGGCUCGCCGACGGCGACGGCGCGGCACCUGCCGCCGCAGCGGUAGUAGUUGUCCUUUUUGUAACUUUCCUGUGUUGAUUGAA
Molecule: messenger RNA, 3331 nt
Organism: Pelagomonas calceolata
Lineage: Eukaryota; Pelagophyceae; Pelagomonadales; Pelagomonadaceae
Source: the annotation of a GenBank genome assembly